GACCGGGGCACCGGGGGAGGGACGGAGGGAGGGGCGGUGGCGGCGGCGGUGGCGGUGCCGGGCCGGGCCGGGCCGGGCCGGACCGGACCGGACCGGACCGGACCGGGAGGUGGAACGUGCGGCCCCGCUGAACCCGCCGCGGGGCCUGCGGGAGCAGCAUGGCCGCCAGCCUGUGGAUGGGGGACCUGGAGCCCUAUAUGGAUGAAAACUUUGUUUCAAGAGCCUUUGCCACCAUGGGAGAGCUUGUACUGAGUGUAAAAAUCAUUCGAAACAGGUUGACAGGAAUUCCAGCAGGAUAUUGCUUUGUAGAAUUUGCAGAUCUAGCUACUGCAGAGAAGUGUUUACACAAAAUCAAUGGAAAGCCACUUCCUGGUGCUACACCAGCGAAGCGAUUUAAAUUGAAUUAUGCAACAUAUGGAAAACAGCCUGAUAACAGCCCAGAAUAUUCCCUUUUUGUGGGAGACCUGACUCCUGACGUAGAUGAUGGGAUGUUAUAUGAAUUUUUUGUUAAAGUUUAUCCAUCGUGUAGAGGUGGAAAAGUUGUUUUGGACCAGGCAGGAGUAUCCAAAGGUUAUGGGUUCGUGAAAUUCACAGAUGAACUGGAACAGAAGAGAGCACUGACAGAGUGUCAGGGAGCUGUGGGAUUGGGCUCUAAACCUGUACGCUUGAGUGUGGCUAUACCAAAAGCUAAUCGUGUGAAACCAAUGGAGUACAAUCAGAUGUACAACUAUAAUUACAACCAGUAUUACCAACAGUAUCACAGCUACUACGCUCAGUGGGGGUACGAUCAGAACACGGGCAGUUACAGCUACAGCUACCCCCAGUAUGGCUACACGCAGAGCACCAUGCAGAUGUAUGAAGAAGUUGGUGAGGAUGCAUUGGAAGAUCCCACGCCUCAGUUAGAUGUGCAUGAAGCAAACAAGCAGUUUAUGGAACAGAGUGAAGAGCUCUAUGAUGCCUUGAUGGACUGUCAUUGGCAGCCUUUGGACACUGUCUCGUCAGAGAUCCCAGCUGUGUUAUAGCCUCGUUGCUGAGGCAUUGUGUCUGUGAGACAUCCUGCCAGUGCACUCCAGACUGUUCUGCUGCCCUUGGAUUCUGCAGUAGUGAGGGGUGGCUCUUUCCCCACCCAGGUUUGGUACUCGGAGUACAGGAGGACUGUGGCCUUUCCUGUAGAGAACAAGUAUUGUAGGAGCAUCAUGGUAACUUUCAUUCAUGAUGAAAAUUAGAACUGCGAUGGUUUUAUUCUUUUUGUCUUGAAAUGAACUCUUAAUACUUACUGGGAAUUGUAAUUUAUAAACUUUCAACAAGAUGGCACAGGGGAGAGACUCUACUCCAUCGUACAAUAAAAAAGUUGGUCUUUUAAGUAAAAUGACCCUUUGCAUUUUGGUUCCUGCCCAUCUUUCUGUUUUGCUGCCCAUUCAACUGUUUUAAGUUAUUUGACUCAACGCUCAUGAAUGUGUUAUUUCAAAAAAGAUCAUUGUUGGACACCACUAAAAUAUCUCAAAAUCUUUCCAGUGACUGGGUAAGGUUGCUGUAAUUUGAGCACGGGAUGAAAGCUUAUAUUGUGGUUUACUUAGGCUGUGAUCUUGAGUUUGCAAGUUCUAAAGCAAUCAACCCAAAGAGCGCUUUGGAGAGCAAAGAUAGAAAGGAGUGUUAUAAAGCUACAGAUUGAUGCCUUUUACCUGGUGAUCUCUUGUACGCUUGGCCUUCUUCUCCACCUGUGUAUGAGGAAAUAAUUCCCCAUCAACCAGCAGCUUAAAACACUUUUUCCAGCAACCGUACUUAAAUAUUAUUUUGUGUAUCAUGCCUUUAUUUGUUUUUAUUAUGGACACACCUUGAUGGUCUCAUUGAGAUGUUGAGAUUUUGUAGUGUCUUCCACUGUCCAGUCAGAGUGAAACUGAAGAUCUUGCAGCAAAAACGGGUCAGAGCAAUUACAUUGAUAUAUUGUUCAACAAAUGGUUGUUAACCUGGAAAGCGGUUUGCUACUGGAUGUCGUAUAAGCUGGAUGGACAAGCAAUAUAUGUAAGCUGAUAUGUUGCAUUAGAGGUGAAAGUGAAAACAAUAGCACUUAUAUACAUGUUAUAAGCCCUUUUUCAGGCUUUUGUGCCUUAAACUCUUGGAGAAAUAGGAACAGAGAAACUACCUGUAAUAAAUGUCUAUCCGAGGAAUAGUUUGGUGACUGAAAUUGCUACUGCAGAGCAUUUCAUUGCUUCUCUGCCCAUGUUGAUGCAGAGAUUUGCCACAAGAUUUAAAUACUUUGAUAAAGCUACUUCUGCUA
Messenger RNA from Sturnus vulgaris (Common starling), 2278 nucleotides. RefSeq names its product tRNA selenocysteine 1 associated protein 1 (gene TRNAU1AP). Gene Ontology annotation, molecular function: tRNA binding. The record is from RefSeq and is a predicted model, not a curated record. Gene Ontology annotation, cellular component: nucleus. Gene Ontology annotation, biological process: selenocysteine incorporation. Lineage: Eukaryota; Metazoa; Chordata; Aves; Passeriformes; Sturnidae.